CUCUGAGACAGACAAUAUUCUGUUACAUUGUAGCAAAAUGGCGACUGUCAUUCACAACCCCCUGAAAGCGCUGGGGGACCAGUUCUACAAGGAAGCCAUUGAACACUGCCGGAGCUACAACUCGAGGCUGUGUGCCGAGCGCAGCGUGCGCCUGCCCUUCCUGGACUCACAAACUGGCGUGGCCCAGAACAACUGCUACAUAUGGAUGGAGAAGAGGCACCGGGGUCCAGGCCUUGCCCCAGGCCAACUGUACACCUACCCUGCUCGAUGCUGGCGGAAGAAGAGACGAUUGCACCCACCUGAGGACCCAAAGCUGCGGUUGCUGGAAAUAAAACCUGAAGUGGAGCUGCCCCUGAAGAAGGAUGGGCUCACGUCGGAAAGCACCACCCUGGAAGCGCUGCUCCGCGGUGAGGCUGUGGAGAAGAAGGUGGAUGCCAGGGAGGAGGAGAGCAUCCAGGAAAUUCAGAGGGUUUUGGAAAAUGAUGAAAAUGUUGAGGAAGGAAACGAAGAAGAGGAUUUAGAAGAAGAUAUUCCCAAGAGAAAGAAUAGGACCAGAGGACGGGCCCGUGGCUCUGCAGGUGGCAGGAGGAGACAUGACGCGGCUUCUCAGGAAGACCAUGACAAACCGUACGUCUGUGACAACAGUUACAAACAAAAGCAUAACUCAAAAUCCUCCAACAAAGUCUGUGGCAAGCGCUACAAGAACCGGCCGGGACUCAGCUAUCACUACGCUCACACUCACCUGGCCAGCGAAGAGGGGGAUGAAGCCCAAGACCAAGAGACCCGGUCCCCACCCAACCACAGAAAUGAGAACCACAGACCCCAGAAAGGACCGGAUGGGACAGUCAUUCCCAAUAACUACUGUGACUUCUGCUUGGGGGGCUCUAACAUGAAUAAGAAGAGUGGGAGGCCUGAAGAGCUGGUAUCCUGUGCAGAUUGUGGACGCUCUGCACCUCCUGAAAUAAACCAAAGCAACAUUUGCUCAAGGCCCCUGGGGAGAUGGAGAAGACCCUCCUCCACCUUGUUGGCAGUCCCCUGAAUGAACAGCUGGGCGGUCCCGGUCAAAAGUCGACUCUGUGACCCGGGGACGUCAACCUCCUUCAAGCAAGCCAUUUCCGAAGAAGGUGGAAAGAAGCCACAAUGAUGAGCACCUCCUCCUCCUCUUCUUCCUCCUUCUCUUCCUCUUCCCUUGCCCGGCCCCUUCCUGCGCGUGUGUUUCAGUCAACACAGGAGCCUGGAUUGUGGAAAAACCUCCAGUGCAACUCAGCUCAGCUCAGAGAAUCUCGGGAAUGGCCUAAGUUUGUGCAAUAAGAAGAUUUUAUUUUUUCCUUUUUAAAAAAUUCUUCAUUACAUUUUCUUUAAGUGUCUGUGGGAAAGUACCCGGGUCAGACUGGAAUUGCUCUACAAUAGAAAGAACUGAACACAAACAAACUGACAAAAAAAAAGUUAACUAUUUUAUUUAUUUCAAUAUUUAAAAGAAAAAAAUUGCUGAAAAUGCACAAUAUUUUUGUUUAAAGUACCUUCUACUUCAAAAAUUAAAAGCAAUUUUGUGAAGACAUGAAAUCAAAAGAGUACUUAAUGUAAAAUAAAGACUGCAUAUUAACCCUAAGGAAAAAUACCCCAGAUUUUAAUAAGAAAAUAAAGAUCAACUCUGCUCUCUCAGGCUUUUUUAAAAAAGCCAUUCAUGUAUGUGCUUUAGGUAUUUUUAUUUUUGCGAGUUGGAUGUGGUAAGUGAGGAGUACUAAGAUUUUUUUUUUUCUUCAAAAGUCUAUUGAAAGUGUUGGUGAUGUUAAAUGAUUAUGUGUUAAGACUUGACAGAAAUAAAUUAGCCACAAAGGCUAUCAGCAGUCUCUUUGCACCCCCUUCCCCCACCCAAACCUCUCUCCUCACCCCAGGCAAGUCCCAUUUAUCUGAAUGUCAAGAAGCAGCCUGCCUCCUGGUUAUCCUGUCUGAAGAGGCCUCCUUCUGAAAGGAAUCCCAUCUACUGAUUAAAUAUAUCUCUGCAAGUUCAACAGAUUCAAAGGCAGACUGUUUUGUUUUAAAAUAAUGCAGUGAAGGAAGUUUAAACAGCAGCAGCAGCAGCAGCAACAACAACAACAACAACAGAAUAUAAGCAGAUGCUGAGAUGAUCUUAAUUCAGUCAGCUAACAACACCUAGCGGAGAUUUGCGAAGGGACUAUUCUGCCAAGCUGGCUUUGAGGGACUCUGAGAUUCUAGCACUGCCUCCACUGGCAAGAAAAGCCAACCUGAGUAAUGGUGACCUCAAAUUCAGUUGUUGGUAGGGAUCAAGGGAAAAAGAGAGUGUUCUAGCAUGUUCUUUUAUGGCCCUAUUGGGACAGUGAAUGCUGUGACCUCUGAAAUGCCAUCAACAUGGUGCCUACCUCUUAAUGAGGAGCUGGGUGAAUAGGAUGGGUCACUGGGUUCUGCUCCCAGUCUCUUCCAUGACCAUGUUCUCAAGAAUUUUCCCUUAUUUAUAAAGCCGAGUCAGAAUAAUAAAUUUACAAUCCAAGGCUGAAUAUUCUUGUUUUCAGAAGUCUUGAGAGACAGUGUUACUGAAAUGGUUCUGAGCCUGAGAUCUCUCUCUCUCUUUUGCCUUUCUAGGGGUAAUUGGGGUGCAGACUUUCUGCCCAUCUCUCAGGUCUCUCAUUCAAGGCCAGUCCCUGGGGGAAAUCACCAAGAGUGUCUUUGUAUCAUUUUGUAUUCCUUUUCUGUGACGUUUUCUGAUAGAAAAUGUCCCUUUUCAAGAUGCUGAUAAUUAUGAUAAUAGUCUGCUCUCCAACCAACUCCCACAAGUUAUAACAUGUGUAGAAUUGUGAUAAAGCUUUGCAUAAUGUAGGGUUUGUAUCAAGCUUGUGUAAGUUUCUGUUAAAUAAAAGUCUGUUUCCAAUGCU
This is a messenger RNA of Sorex fumeus (smoky shrew), 2891 nucleotides long. RefSeq names its product double PHD fingers 3 (gene DPF3). NCBI's taxonomy places the organism in Eukaryota, Metazoa, Chordata, Mammalia, Eulipotyphla, Soricidae. The transcript is spliced from 11 exons. Gene Ontology annotation, biological process: nervous system development. Gene Ontology annotation, cellular component: nBAF complex; nucleus. Bases 38 to 1039 code for a protein of 333 amino acids. The record is from RefSeq and is a predicted model, not a curated record.